GCGUCGUCGUCGUCGUUGCUUGUCGGUGAUCGCUCGAACGUUGAACGUUUGUCGUUGUGUUUGCCUGUUGCGCUCUAGCGGUUUUUUGUCUACGCAUUUUACGGUAUAAUAUUUUGAGUGACUGUCAAGUUUUCUUUUUGAUAUAAUCGCGCAAAUUAUAAAUAAAAACAGAUUGAUAAUUUGAAACCGACAACCAAUUAAAACAGAAAAAAAAACAGCAAACAAAACACACAAACUACAAAAUGUAUGUGCCAUUAUAGAUAAAAAGCAGGAAAUUCAUUAUUGGAGCAGCAGUAUCAUAGAAACUAAGUCACGCCUGGAGCCAGUACCAUUGAUGCAUAAUAUAUGGACUUGAGCCAAAUGAAAUAUACAACACAUAUGCUAUUAUCUUGAGAGCAGCAUUCGAGACGCAGUCACUUUGAGCACCAACUUAAAACCUAAGGAAAACUAAAAGCACACUUCAUACACACAUACACAUACACACAAUAUGGGCAAAGAUUAUUAUAAGACUUUAGGCAUAGCCAAAACUGCCACCGACGAUGAGAUUAAGAAGGCCUACAGAAAACUGGCGCUACGUUACCAUCCGGACAAGAAUAAAGCCGCAAAUGCUGAGGAGAAAUUCAAAGAGGUCGCCGAAGCGUACGAAGUGCUCUCGGAUAAGAGCAAACGCGAGGUGUACGACAAAUACGGCGAGGAUGGACUAAAGAGUGGCGGCACUAGGAAUGGCGGCGGCAGCAACAAUACAUUUACAUAUCAGUUCCAUGGAGAUCCUCGGGCCACAUUCACACAGUUCUUUGGCAACAGCAAUCCGUUUGCCUCGUUCUUUGACAUGGGCGACAAUCUGUUUGAUAAGAAUGUCUUUGAUUUGGAUACCGAACCAGAUUUCUUCUCAUCGCCAUUUGGUGGUCUCGGCUCUCGGCAUGGCUUAGGCAGCGCCUUCAGGCCCUCUUUCAGAUCACACUCCUUCAAUGUGCACACGCCGUUCAAGAAGGAACAGAAACAGGAUCCACCCGUCGAGCAUGAUCUCUAUGUGACGCUGGAGGAGAUCUAUCAUGGCUGUGUUAAGAAAAUGAAAAUCUCACGUCGUGUCGUCCAUCCCGAUGGUACAUCCAAAAAGGAGGAUAAAGUACUACAGAUAUCGAUCAAACCCGGCUGGAAAUCGGGCACCAAAGUCACGUUCCAAAAGGAGGGCGAUCAGGCGCCUGGCAAAAUACCAGCGGAUAUUGUGUUCAUCAUUCGGGACAAGCCACAUGCCAUGUUCAAGCGAGAGGGCAGCGAUUUGCGCUAUACGGCGAGAUUAACGCUCAAGCAGGCACUGUGCGGCGUUGUCUUCCAAGUUCCUACAAUGUCCGGCGACAAACUGCGGAUCAGCACCAUGCAGGAGAUCAUCAAGCCGAACACUGUGAAACGCAUCCAGGGCUACGGUCUGCCCUUCCCCAAGGAUACCACGCGCAAGGGCGAUCUCCUGGUGGCCUUCGACAUCCAAUUUCCCGAGAAACUAACUGCCGCACAAAAGGAAGUGCUCCGAGACAUGUUAUGAACGUUAUGACGAGGAGAUGACGAUGACCCAGAUGCAGAUGCAACAACGACAGCGACUCACUCACCCAUUACUCAGCUAAACAACAAAACACACUCAGUCUUCAAUGAAUAUUUAGUUAGUCAUACUACUAAAAUCACUACGCUAUUCGUUAUUCACAACUCAUUUGCAAAACUAUUUGAGUAACUGGAUACUGUGUAUUGUAUUGUAACAUAACAUCCAUUGUGUCAUCAUCAUCAUCAACAUCAUUUUGAAAGUUAUUCUUCGAUAAGCAGCAGCAGCAGGCGCAUUUCGUUUUGUGUUCAAAAUUAUAUUGUGCUUAUUUUACAGGAAUUGUAUUGUAUUGUCUAAUUUUGCUCAUUCACCAUCCACUUCUCCACCCCUUACCCAAUCCCUCGCCCCCUGUCCCGCCAUGAAGUUGCAAUAAUACAUAGUUCGUGCAUAUGUUGACCAUAGUUAUUAUAUCGUAUAAUUCUUAAUUUAUUUGUCUAAAUUAAAGCUACGUAUAAUAAAAACACACAACAAACAUUUGUGAAAAAACAAGCGAAUUCAUAAGGAAUACGUGUAUUUUUAUUUUCUUUUUUCUGUAUUGAUAAGGUAUUAUUAAGCAACAGCAUUUUAAAUGAGCAUUUUACAUAAGGAUUCGAAUUUUUUUACAAGUUAUGAAAAUAAUUUAUAGUCUUGUUUUCGAAAAUUUGAAGAUAUCUAACAGAUAUUGUUUACGAUUUAUUUUAGAAAUUGUUUUUCAUUGUUUUCAAACAUUUCAAGUAAUUUUUUUUAUUGCAUAUCAGUCAUUGUAUUAUAGUAAAAUAUCCAAAUAUGUAAACAGAAAAUUUUUUACCGAUUGAAUAAUUUCAUGACAGCAUGCUCAACAUUUAAAAGUUAAGUAUACAUACCUAUUUGUAUGUUAACUUAUUAACGCUUAUUACUAAGCCAAACUUCUGCUUAUUUCAGCGUAAUUAACAAACAAAUUCAAGCAAGAAAAGUUGCAACUACAAAGGACCUGUCAACAUGAAAGGAAUGUAAGGAACGUAUUUAAGGAAAAAGGCAUUAACUUUUCUUGUUCGAUUGGCAGGACAUCUCGGAAAAACAGCCGGUGCUUUGAUCUUGCAAAGGACUAAUUGAAUUACGACAUCCAUAAAUUUAUAUAUUUAAAAUAUUGUUAAAAAACAAAUGUUAAUAACAUGUUCAAUUAUUAUUAAUAUUUUAUCGAAAUAACGAACAUAAUUCCUUAUUGCGACUAAGGCCUUCGGCUAACAUGUUAAAUUAAUUCUUACUGAAUACAAAUACGACUUAGUUUACUUUACUAUUUAUUGUACAACAAUCAUUAAAAAAUAGAACAAA
Messenger RNA from Drosophila nasuta, 2881 nucleotides. Its product is annotated as dnaJ protein homolog 1. NCBI's taxonomy places the organism in Eukaryota, Metazoa, Arthropoda, Insecta, Diptera, Drosophilidae. Gene Ontology annotation, molecular function: protein-folding chaperone binding. Bases 488 to 1540 code for a protein of 350 amino acids. Gene Ontology annotation, cellular component: cytosol. The transcript is spliced from 7 exons. The record is from RefSeq and is a predicted model, not a curated record.